GCCAAUCGCAAGGCCUCCUGUCCUGUAGGCUGACUCUUCUGAGAAAGGCCAAAUGGCCCCAAGUGCCGUCAGAGUCCCUAACAUUUCGACGGUGGGAGGAGGGUUGUUCCCCCCUCCCCCAACAUACCCCGCUCUACGGAGGGCAUAGCGUGAAAUGUUGUGAAACAAGGCAGUGUUCUUAGUACAAGUUCUUGGGCUAGGCGGAAAAGGAGACCCUUGCGUCGGACGGCGAAACCAGGCAGGAGGCAAGCAGAAGGAUGCUGAAGGCUAUAAAACAAGUCUUCUUUUCUACUGGGCUGGAGAUGCCCAAAUGGACAGCGUUGCCAAAUCAGGCUUCGGAUUAUGAAAUUCGACAGUAUGAAGCAGCCAAAUGGGUUUGCACAUCUGUUAAAACAAUGGAUUGGAAUGCAGCUAUCAAUACUGGUUUCACAAAGCUCUUUAACUAUAUUAAGGGCAGGAAUGAAAAAGGGAUGAAGAUAGAUAUGACUGCUCCAGUCACAUGCUAUGUUGAGCCCGGUGCUGGUCCAUUCUGUGAAUCCAUCACAACUGUUUCUUUUUACUUGCCAUCAAAACACCAGGCAAAUCCACCUAAGCCUUCAGAGGCUGAUGUCUUCAUUGAAAACAGGCCAUCAAUUACUGUGUUUGUCAGAUCCUUUGGAGGAUUUACCAAUGCCAAAAAGAACCAAGACGAAAUACUGGCACUUGUUGAAAGUUUGAAGCGGGAUGGCAAAACUUUUCAAGAAAGGGUUUACUAUACUGCUGGCUAUGACAGUCCAUUUAAAUUGAUGAAUCGACAUAAUGAAGUCUGGCUUAUCAGGAGAUAAAACCCCAGUACUUGAGUCAUAAUGUUUUAGCAUUUAGUUUUUAACAAAGUGUAACUUUUGAAAUAACAGAUAAAGGCCCCAUUUUUGUUAAUAUUUUUUUUCCUAAUCAAUUUUUCUGCUUCUCCAACUAUAUAUAUUCUGUGUCCUGAAAUCUCUGAGAGGUGAUACGUAGAUAAUGAGAUUGUACAACUUUCCAUCGGAGAUGGAAAGAUUGUACAACUUUCCAUCAAAGUGGCAUUUGGAAUGGAUGUGCGUUAUGCUCUAUGUGACUGAAUUUUCUCUUUUUAGAGGAAAACUUGUGUUCAUACAGUCUUUCAGUUUGAUUGAAAUAAGUGCAUGGACAAUGAAGGUCAUGAAUUGCCACCUGUGUUUCCCAAACACCUUAAAGACAGGAGUAUCUAAACCCCUAAUGUCAGAUACAAGGUACAGUGUUCCCAAAUAUGGCUGACGGCACCCCACAUUACACAAAACUACUGCGUAGUCUUCAAGGAUAUGAAGCAUCUGCCCAUUAUGGGCAGUCAGGGCGUAGCCAUUUAUAGCUGUUAAUAAGCAUCACCGUGCUGUGUAUGUAUCUUUUAAGCCUAUACAUUGUAAUUACAGGUAACUGUAAAGGUGCAGCAUCUAAUUAAGGAAAAAUUAGGGUUGAAUUGAUUUGUGGACAGGACCUGGGCAUGGAAUUGGGCUCUCUAACCCAUUGCAAUCAGCACUUUUGUCCUAAGGAGUGCUUUUUGCAUUCUGUAUGGUGUUCUUUAAUGAAUACCUUAAAAGCAUGACUGAUGAAUAAGUCAUAACAAUGGGGCUUAGGGCAAUUCAACCAGUCAAAGAACUGUGUGAACAAGCCUGGCAUUGUGACAGACAAAAAAAGUUCAACAGGCUUUUUAAAAAAAAAAAUGAAAAAAGGACCAUUUGAUGCCUUGAUCAUUGAUGCUUCACCUACAUUACAUGCAAAGCUCCACAGCACCACAGUUUUAAAAGACUUUUACCAUCCAGCUAUUAUAUUCCUUUGGAAAGACGCCUGGGUUUUUCCCCCCUUUGAAACACUAAAAGAUCAAGCACAGUGGUAAUGCUGCGUAUAUAAUGUGACAUGGUGAUCAGCCCUUGCACUUCAGCUGGAAAAUAUGACAUUUGUCACUUGGUUGAUUAAAAGAUGGGUUACAGAAGAAUUUGUGGUUUACGCUGAAAACUAUUGGUGCUGAUGCUGCUAAUUGCAUUGUUAUGUCUAGAAAAUCUCCUUUUUGUCACCUCUCCUUGUGCUUCUACGGCAGAGAACAAAAAAAGGAAUGUAUGUGGUAGCCAAACUAUGUCAGGGCUGUAUAUUACAAGAUUAAGCUCCAAAAGUGUGGCAAGCCAGACAGGCCUCAUCUUAACCUGCUGGCAUACACAAAGUCUUGCCCACAGUAAAUAAGUGUCUUUUGUACUAAAUGCCACACUUGAAUUUGAAAGUAGACAUAUAACCACUCACUGGCAGGCUGCCUGUAUUUAUAAAGAUAAAUAGUGUUUAUGGGCUAACAACAGGGGAUACUAAAUGCUUUUAUUCCUUUUGUGUACACACCUUGUUGCAAAAAAGUAUUGACCAUCAUGACUCUAACUUACAAAACUAAUGGCUUUCAAAAUUUAUUUGCAUUAGCAUUUGAAACAUUUACUGCUAACUUUCAGAUCGAUAGAA
Molecule: messenger RNA, 2490 nt
Organism: Gekko japonicus
Lineage: Eukaryota; Metazoa; Chordata; Lepidosauria; Squamata; Gekkonidae
Gene: HEBP2
Product: heme binding protein 2
Exons: 5
Coding region: 258-824 (188 amino acids)
Cellular component (GO): cytoplasm
Source: RefSeq, a predicted model, not a curated record